AUGGAGAAAGACGAGAUGAUGAAGCUGAAGGAACGACGACGGGUACCAAUUGUCACUUUAAGAGGUCUAUCUUCUUCUUUUGGUAGUUCUUUUACUGAACGAGAACGAACAGGCAGUGAAGAAACGGAUUAUACGAGUGCAUAUACUGAUGGCAGUUUACAAGUUUUACCAGGUGAAGCAGUACUAGUGAAAAAUGAGAAGGUUUGUGUGAGAUUUCUCGAUCAAAGUGAACAGAUUGGAAAAUUAUUUGUGACGAAUUAUCGACUUGUCUUUAUUGCAGCAUUGACUAAUGUUGUGGAGAAAGGUCAAAGGGGACAAGAUGUACUGGAACAUGCAACGAUCAAAAGUCAUGGACAGAAAGAUGAACUCUUGUAUACGUGUGAGUUAGUACAUACAAAAUCAUGGGUAGCAUAUCAAGCUAUUCCACUUGUUACUAUUGAACGGAUCAAGCGAAAGGAGAUGGUUGAGACAGAUAGUGGACUACUUGAAGUUGUUGGCAAGGAUUUUCGUCGUCUCCAAUUUGUCUUUGCAGGAUUAGUAUCCAAGCAAACAUUUAGCAAAUUUGAUCGCACAUAUGCACUUGUCCGCUUGCAUGCUUUAGGUGAACCCGAAGGAAAAGUGGACGAGUUUGCAAAAUUCUCGAUGGAAAGAUUUGACGGCAUCAAUGGUGCAGUGGAUGGCUGGAGGACCUAUAACGCUAUGACAGAGUAUCAACGGAUGGGCAUAUCUUCUUCCACUGACCGGUGGCGACUCAGCUUUAUUAAUGAUGAGUAUGACUUGUGCCCAACGUAUCCGUCAGUAUUGGCAGUGCCAACUUCUGCCUCUGAUAGUGUGCUAGCAGUGGCCUCCAAGUUUCGCUCGAAAGGGCGGAUUCCCGUUCUCUCGUGGCGCGACUGCUAUACGGGAGCAGUAAUUUGUCGUAGCAGUCAGCCACUUGUCGGACUUGGGCAAAAGCAGUGCGACAAGGAUGUUUUUCUUAUUCAGGCUAUUGCAGCGACAAACCCGUCCUCAAGCAAGCUCGUGAUUAUUGAUGCGCGACCCUGGAAAAAUGCUGUCGCGCAGAAGACUGUAGGUCGCGCUGGUUAUGAACUCACUGAACACUACGAGACUCGGGAUACCACAGCUUCGCUGAAGUAUGGAGACAUGGAGGCAUCCGAGAACAACACGGCAGCGGCACCAUCUGCUGGUACCCCUUCAUCAACGUUUGUCGGGGCUUCGAUUUAUGGAAACUCAACUGAUGUGAAUGAGUCAAGUGAAUGGGGAGGCAUCCACACUCUGGAAACGAUGAAGUCGUCGCUAGUUCUGACAGAGUGCAAGCUUAUAUUUAUGGGCAUCGAGAAUAUUCACACAAUGCGUAAGAGUUACCACAGACUUAUGGACUUGUGUACCACAAAGCAAAGCAACGAGAAAUGGCUUGACCAGUUAGCCUCGACCCAUUGGAUGGACCAUAUAUCUCGUAUAUUGGACUCAGCUGUUGAAAUUGCCCGCAUUGUCAAGGAACAGAAGUCUAGCGUUUUGAUUCACUGUAGUGACGGGUGGGACCGUACAGCACAGCUUACGUCGCUAACAGAGCUGCUGAUUGAUCCAUACUAUCGAACCGUUGUCGGAUUCCAGCGACUAAUCGAGAAGGAGUGGUGUUCGUUUGGCCACAAAUUUCGAGACAGAACGUCACAUGGGGCCAGCAACAACUCGAGUGAAUCUUCUCCAGUUUUCUUGCAGUGGAUCGACUGCGUCUGGCAAGUUCUUGUUCAGUUUCCGAGUGCUUUCGAGUUUAAUGAGCGGUACCUCAUGCUUAUUCUCGAUCAUCUGUACUCAUGUCGGUUUGGCACAUUCCUGUAUAACUCAGAACGUGAGCGUGUGGAACAGGAAGCUCUCCAUCCAACACAGUCUUUGUGGUCAUUUCUAAGCACGGUAGAUCGUGCAAUCGUGAUAAAUCCUUUUUAUCGGCCGCACAAUGCUCCUCGUAUGAAACGAAAAGCGAGCGUCACAGCCACACGCCAGUGUUUCGAAAGGACAGUUGGUCAGUCGUACGAAAAAUCUCCUCGCGCGAUUCCUCACAAGACCCACGAAGACUGUGAGGUCCACUCGCUAACCGAAGACGACUAUCAAAACUAUGAGAGGGUCAAGGAUGCAUCUGAAUUGUCCGAUUGGUCAGCUGUACGCUCUAUUAGUCCCGCUUCGAUGGCUUGUCGGAGCACUGUUGCCGUGGCGUCGUCGUCAUCAUACUCUGGAGAUGAUACAACUGAUACUGGCGUGAAAGCUUUUUAUCAAACUAAGCUGCGACGUCACCGCUCCGACAGUAUUGAGUCACAACUUGGAGGCAAUACGUUUAACGGCUGGGUUAGCGAGGGUGAGUCAGAUAUGGCGAUUCUUCAGCCAGGGUGUCACCACAAACUCGUGCGCGACCUCGAUGCAGGCUUUUCGUUCCCACGACCAUUAGAUGAGUCGUCAUUGUCCAAGUUGACAUCGUCACCACCUAUCCCGCCGCGUUUUCGGUCGUGCUACGCCGGUACGAACGCAGAAAAUGGUGGAGCCGGUGCAAGAGUAUUGACGCCGACGUUUCGCUCGUCAAUGACAUCACUUUUCGUGCCAGCUGUAGAGCGUGUACCGAUGUAUUCGGAUACCAUGUGGAAUACCAGUGAUACAGAGGCUGUGUCCGAGGACGAUGAAAGUGGUCGCUAUGGUGCUCUCUCCUCCUGUGACGAAGUAAUCAUACCAUCCUGCUCGAUGAAGUCACUCCAUUUUUGGGCUCACUAUUAUUUGCGAUGGGACCCGAGUAGCCACUUUGACUGUGACGCAAGUGUUGAGUUGGAAACUUUGCACCUCGAGCUGAUAAUGCGCUUGAAAGCACUAGCAAAGCAGAUCGAUAUUAUUCGGGAGGAUGAAGCUGCAAAGUGGGAGCACAAGAUGCAGCAAUUUCUGUACGAUCCCCAAAGCCGUUGCGUUGACAAUGGUUGCGACUCAAGCAGUCAGUCACCACCACGAGAAAACCAACGUCACAAUCGACGAGUAUCAUCAAGAGGUAGCACAUCUUCUCCGGACUCUAGUUUCGCUGGAUCCAGGAACGUUGUAGCUAAUUCGAAAAUCCUCGAAGAACAGAUUGCGAAGUUAAAGAAGCAAAAACUGCAAAGAAUUGAGGAAGCGGAGAAAAUGUAUCAGGAAGAGCUCACUCGUUUGUUGCAAGAAUCAAGUCGCGAGCGAUUUGGAUAUAUCUAA
Molecule: messenger RNA, 3216 nt
Organism: Peronospora farinosa
Lineage: Eukaryota; Oomycota; Peronosporomycetes; Peronosporales; Peronosporaceae
Source: the annotation of a GenBank genome assembly